AUGCAGAUAGCCAGACGAGCAUGCUCCGAGGUCAGUCAGAGUGCGUUGGGUCAGAUCCGAGACACAGAAUCAAGAGCAUCAGGACAGACCGCGCCGGAGUGCAGAAUAGCGCGUAUCGAGGCAGUCGAGACCCUAGCAGUGCAAGUGACGCAACGUCAGUCCGCCCAGUCAGGAGCCAACCAAGGCGAGACCGCCGAGGUCAGGGAUCCAGACCAGUCGAGGGGACGCGCCGACAGGUUACCUGUUCAUGAAUGCUCUAGAGCGAGUCAGUCCAACGAGUGUCAUGUGCGCAAGAGUCCGAUGUCGCGGGAGAAAAGUAGAGGAGCCUCGCGACAGUCAGACGCAAGCGGAGUGUGCAGGAGCCAAAAUCAAUAUCCACGCCAGUCAAAGUGCCGAGCGACAGACGUGUGCCAGAAGCAGGUUAUGAGUAGUACCAUCAGUCAGACCGAAGCAGUCGAGGAGCCGCGCGAGUCGAGGGGGGAUACCAGGAUUCAGAGCCAGACGAGUCCAGUCCUUCACCUGAGCCCCAGGCGGAUCGCAGCCUCUCGAGUCAAGACAGGUAGCAGUUACUCAGCGCAGUCCAUCAAUCCGUAG
Knipowitschia caucasica is the source of this 594-nucleotide messenger RNA. Lineage: Eukaryota; Metazoa; Chordata; Actinopteri; Gobiiformes; Gobiidae. The record is from the annotation of a GenBank genome assembly.